Messenger RNA from Episyrphus balteatus (marmalade hoverfly), 5397 nucleotides. RefSeq lists its product as uncharacterized. Gene Ontology annotation, biological process: proteolysis. NCBI's taxonomy places the organism in Eukaryota, Metazoa, Arthropoda, Insecta, Diptera, Syrphidae. The transcript is spliced from 8 exons. The record is from RefSeq and is a predicted model, not a curated record. Gene Ontology annotation, molecular function: serine-type endopeptidase activity; chitin binding; protein binding. Gene Ontology annotation, cellular component: membrane; extracellular region. Bases 303 to 5279 code for a protein of 1658 amino acids.
UAGAAGUAUUUUAUAUUUUUGCUUAAUUGGAAUUGAUUCCGUUUCGCUGCGUUUCAAAACGCUUAAGAUGCUCGACGCGAGCACAUCGUUUACGCUUUUAUACCUUCGAUUUGAAAAUUGAAAAUACGGAAAAGAUUUUUUUCAAAAAACAAAAAUAAUUUAAAAAAAAAAACAAUCAUCCCACAUAAAAAUAAACGUUCCUCUAUUAUUUUUAGUAGGGACAACGUUGAAAAACAGUGUUUUUUAAAAAUAUCUAAAAGUCAACCUCAUGUGAUUUAUAAUUAAACGUUGCGAAUUCAAAAAUGUUGCAAAUCGAAAUACUUUUGAAAACACUUUUACUAGUGGUUUUGUCUGCGAGUGCUGUUGUAUCUAUCUUGGAUCCACAUUACACUGAAAAAACAAAAUCUUAUCACUUGGAUCCAUACAUUGCUCGAGAGUUGCAACGCACACAUCAUCAACCGUCCCACGAGGGAAUCCCCACUUACCGCUCAUCAGAAAAUAACCCAAGGUUAUCAUCGUUUGGACCGCGUUAUCAGGAAACCAGUAGCAGCAGCAGCAAUGACAACGUUGAACAACAUGAACGCCAUGCAAAUCAUGACCGCAAAGAUUAUGCAAACAAUCUGGAUGAGAAUUAUAGUGGUUGCCCAUCGGGAUACACAGGAUUGCUUCCCUAUCCAUAUGACUGUCGACGUUUUGUUAAUUGCUGGAAGGGACGUGCUUACAUACAAACAUGUGGCCCAGGAACUGUCUUCAAUGGAGACACUCUGGAAUGUGACAACCCUAACAAGGUGGUUUGUAAGGGACUAAAUGCUAAAGCAUUUGAACAACAACAACAACAACAACAACCAUCAAAUAAUCGUUUAGGCAGGCUACAGCAAUAUGAUAAUGAGGAUGAGAUGGACAGUGUUUCCUGUCCAAAAGGACACACUGGCCUGUUGCCUCACCCAAAUGAUUGUUCAAAAUUUUUGAAUUGUGCCAGUGGCAUAAUGCAUAUCCAGACUUGUGGCCCACAAACAAUGUUCAAUCCACGCAUGAAGGUAUGUGAUUUUGCUACCAAGGUCGAUUGUACAGGAAGAGCAGGAGGUGGUUCAUCUGUUAAAACACCUACACCAUCUCCUGAAUCAUGGAAUGGAGGAAAUCGUGGCGGAAAGAAUUUCGAAAUUACCACAACAUACAAUCAGCUUUCACAACCACAGAGAAAGGGCUGGCCGCCACACUUUCCCAACCACAAUCAUAAUCAUCAUCAUUUACAUCAUUCGCAUGGCUUUCACCAUGGAUUCCACCAUGAUUAUCCACCUGGUGGAUUAAGAGGUGGCCCAUUUAUGCACCACCACAACCACAAUUGCACUGACAGAGGACAUAAUCACCAUCAAACCACGACACAAACACCAACAGCUGUCCAAACACCACUCAUCUACAGAAAUCGUUGGGCUUCCAUGAAUCGAACACGCCCAGCUGCUCCAACAACUAAAACCCCAACAGCUCCAAGUGGCUCCUGGACACCAAGCCAACAGCCAUCAGGUUGGAGACCGAUUCCAUCACAACCAACUUGGUCUAAUCGUGGAAACUCAGGACAGCCUACAACAACAACAACACCAAUUCCUCCAAGUAAUUAUCCAAAUAUUUAUUACGGAAGCACUCCCAUUCCUGGCACUGAUAGCACAAUUUACUAUGCACAACCUGUCGACGACAAUCAGCCAUCUGAGGAAGUUUUUAACAAUGUAGUUGGGGCAGAUAUAUCUGAGAUAACACUUCCAGUAAAUCGACGUAAUUUCAGUCGGGGUGGGUUUAUUCCCUCUCCUAAUGAUGAUUUGGAGACCACUGAUCCUUCAAUGGAUGCUAUAAAUAUCCCGAAUAUGAAUCUCAUGCCUCCAUAUCCAACUGAUCCAACUGAUCAAAAUCCUGAUCAAUACACACCAUCAAGACAUAGACCUCAAUUCCCUCCUUUACCACCUUCAAGAGAUUCGGCCUUUUUCACUCCGGGUUCUCUUCAGCCUCCGUCAUCACAAACUUUUGAUGAUUCAAUGGAUUCUAUAAAUAUUCCAAAUAUUAAUCUCAUGCCACCACAUUUUUCUCCUCCUGAUGACACACAAUCAGAGAUUCCUGAAGAAUUUCCUCCCUUCCAACCUCCUCCACUUCCCCCACUCCCGCCUAAACCUUCAAGCAAGCCUGAAAGUAGGCCAAACUUUGGUGAUGAAGAACCUAUGGAUGGAAUUAAUCUGCGUAGCAAGUUUCCCAUUCCAGAAACAACACCAAAAUGGCAAGAUAAUUAUCCGGACUACUCAUCCCAAUAUCCAUCUUUUACAUUACCCAAUUCCAAGCCGGAAUCAAGAGAUUCAGUAGCUGAGCCAGGUCAGCCAUCUUGGUUAAGACCUAAACCUCAACCCCAACCUCAACCAUCACGACCAAGUUUCAGUUCAAAGCCUGGAAAUUCAGGCUCUGUUAGUCCAACACCUCCGACAAAACAACCAAAUCCCUGGCUAAGGUUCGAUGAGUCGAAUCUUUUUGGGGGAAUGCUUCCUCCUCUUCCUCCAUCAGGAUCAUCAUUUCCCCCUUUUCCCACAACACCAACACCUUCAUUUUCAACAACACCAUCUCCAGGUUUGAAGACCAAUGUGCGUGUUUUCCAGAUUUUUCCACCAGUUCAAAAUGCCACAACAAAGAUUCACCCUAACCCCUUUUAUAGUCCAUCUUAUUCCGGUGUAGCUCAUUCCCGUAACACCUCUUGGCCAAGUAUCAAGACCUCUCCUCCAAACCGAAGUACACCUUCCCCUCCAUCUUCCCCUCCACCUAAAACACCAACUCCAGACCUUGAGAGUCGGUUUGAGCCUGAUAUCGUUUUCAGUCAUGAUGGAGGUGUUGUGGUUGCCAGUCACCAUAUGGCUCCAACAACAACUCAACGUCAUGGUCUAUCGCCACCAAAUUACAAUCGAGAGUUCUAUAAGCCAACAACACCCAUGACUGUUCAACGGGCUGCUCCUCUCGAAACCGAAACCGAUGACGAAAUAAAUUCGAUGCCCAUAAGUGAAGCAAUUAAAUUGCUGCUGCGUCCUUAUAUCAAUCGAAGUGGAACAGUGACAGAUGAUAUGGUCUCUAAAGCUGAGUCACACAUAAUGAACUUAUCCCAGUCACUUGAUUCAACUUCUGCUACAACAACCACCACAACUACAACACCUGAUUCAAUCCAUAAAGAUGUUGAAAUUGUCUUUGCAGGUGAACAGAAUAGUUUAUCACCAAGUUAUGCCCCUCCAACUCCUAUCCAAUCUCCUACCCAACCAUCAUCACCUCCAUCAUCUAAAUAUCACGAAAGACAUGAUAGACAUUUUCAUCAAAUGCAUCCUAAUAUGCCGAAUCCUUUUGGGAAUGAAUUAGGUGCUGGCGGGAAUUAUAAUAAUAAUGAUGAUGGCUCUAGGGUUGGUACAACUUCAAUACCAGCUGAAGAAGAAGAAACUUCUCGGAUGGAUGGUAGUGAUGUAUGCGAAUUUGAUUGUGGAAAUGGACAAUGUGUCAAGACAUUUGAGACAUGUGAUGGAAUUAAUAAUUGUGGAAAUAGAAAAGAUGAGGAGCAAUGUAAUCAUUUGGGUUAUGAAGUUCGAUUGUCUAAUCAGGGUUAUGGAAGAAUUGAAGUUAAAAUCCUUGGCCAAUGGGGAUACGUAUGCGAUGACAAGUUUGGAAUUCUAGAUGCCAACGUCGUAUGUCGAGAGCUAGGUUUCCCACUUGGUGCUAGCGAUGUGCAUGGCAAUUCAUACUAUCCACCUGCUGACAAUGGUGAAGUUUCCUUCGUUAUGGACGAAGUUGAUUGUACUGGCAAUGAAACAUCUCUGAAAGACUGUCGUUUCAUGGGUUGGGGUGUAAGUGACUGCGGGCCAGAUGAAGUUGUUGGUGUACAAUGCAAGACACCGGUCAUGACAUGCCCCAAUGACUAUUGGUUAUGUAGCACAUCAAAGGAGUGCAUUCCACCGGCAUUUGUGUGUGACAAUGUUCCAGAUUGUUCAGAUAAGUCGGAUGAGAGUACAGAAGUUUGCAAUUCGACUGUGGAAUUUAGACUGAAAGGAGGAAAUGUGAAGCAGGAAGGUCGUCUAGAAGUUUUGUAUCGUGGUGUCUGGGGGACAAUUUGUGAUGAUGAUUUUGGACAAACUGAAGCUCAAGUUGCAUGUAAUUCUUUGGGUUAUUAUGGACCUGCGAAAAUUGUAAAGAAUGCCUUUGGUCCUGGUUCAGGACCCAUUUGGCUCGAUCAAAUUUCAUGCUUUGGUAACGAAACAACUCUUGAUACAUGCAACCAUUGGUCUUGGGGUGAACACAACUGCAAUCACACCGAGGAUGUUAGUCUCGUAUGCACUCCAGGCCAAGUCCCCAAAACCAAAAUAAAGAACAAACCAAGCUCUGACGAAGAUCUACAAACCGCAGACACCGAUGACAUCGGUAUGGAUUUAUACCCGAUGGAAAGGUCUAGCAAGUUUGCUGCAAAUUCCCGUAAAGUAUGCGGUCACUUUAAUGCAAACUUGACAGACGAAAUACCUCGUGAGCUAGAACGUGUUGUCAAGGGAAACAUUGCCAAAAGAGGCCAUCAUCCGUGGCAAGCAACCAUUCGUACUAAAGGUCGCGGUGGCAUCUCCAGCCAUUGGUGUGGAGCGGUGUUAAUUUCAAAGAAACAUCUUCUCACAGCCGCCCACUGUUUGGUUGGUUACCCCAAAGGAGCAUACUUCAUUCGCUUAGGUGACCAUUAUGCAAAUAUUGCCGAAUCAUCGGAAAUUGAUUCGUACAUUGAGAACUGGUACAUCCAUGAAAAGUUCCGAGAGGGUACCCACAUGAAUAACGAUAUUGCUGUGAUAGUCAUGAAGAAUCCGGUUCGGUUCAACGAUUACAUCCAACCAAUUUGUCUGCCACAGGAAGGAACCGAGUAUAAGGAAGGUCGGAGAUGCACCAUAUCCGGAUGGGGAUCUAUUCAGUCGGGAGUCUCAACUCCAUCGAAUAACCUUCGAGUUGCAGAGAUUCCGGUGAUAUCGGAUGAAAUCUGUAAGCUGCCACACGUUUAUGGUAGCUCUGUGACUGAGGGGAUGUUUUGUGCUGGUUUUCUGGAGGAGGGUGUGGAUGCAUGUGAGGGUGAUUCGGGUGGACCGUUUGUGUGUUCUGAUUCUGAUUCGGAAACACUUUAUGGAAUAAUAUCCUGGGGUCAGCAAUGCGGUCAUGCUAAUAAACCUGGUGUUUAUGUAAAGAUUGAAAAGUAUCUCAAUUGGAUAUAUGAGAAAAUUCGAUUUUCUAUGCAGAAACCAGAUUAAAUGGAGGGGAGUUUUUUUUUUUUUUUUUUAAGAAUGGAAGAGAUAAAUAUUUUGCCAUAGGCAUUUUGUAGAUACUAGAUUUAUAAUACUCAAAGAAAAAAGUGAAAAAUUUAAAGAU